AACUUGCAGGAAAGGUAAUGAAAAGUAUUCACCCGACUACAAAAUAUGGUUAACUAUAUGGCAAUAACCUAUAAUCAAGUUGUUGGUUUAGACAUGGUCAAAGGGAUGUUAAGACAUUUGCUUUUAGCAGUGCUUAACAGUUUUGUUCUAAUAAUUCUGAUACAUGCACAAGAUCAACCAGGCUUCAUUAACAUAGAUUGUGGGUUACCCGAAAAUUCUAGCUAUCCUGAAAAUGAAACGACUCUGACUUACAUGUCAGAUGCAGCCUUCAUUGACACUGGCAUCAGCAUGAAAAUAUCAUCGGAAUUCGUAACGGAUAGCCUUCGGCAACCAUUCAAGCAUGUCAGAAGCUUUCCUCAAGGAAUCAGAAGCUGUUACAGUAUAGAAGUCAGCAGAGGUAAUAAGUACUUGAUUAGAGCAUUUUUCAUGUAUGGAAAUUAUGAUUCCCAACGUAAAGUGCCAGAGUUUGAGCUGCAUCUUGGAGCUAAUUUGUGGGAAACCAUUAAACUAUCUGAUGCAUCUACUUGGCGAAUGGCGGAGAUCAUACAUGUACCACUGUCAAAUUUUAUAUCUGUCUGUCUAGUGAACACAGGAUUUGGGACACCCUUCAUAUCAGCAAUAGAAUUAAGGCCUUUGAGAAAUACUAUCUAUGAAAUUCAAUCUGGAUCACUGGAACUCCAAUGGCGGUUUGAUUUUGCUUCAUUAACUGAUCAAAUAUUGAGGUAUAAAAUAGAUGAAUAUGAUCGUCUCUGGUGGCCUUACAAUUUAGAAAACUGGGCUCUGUUGAAUUCCUCAUUUUCCAUUGACUCCAAAAAUAAUGAUUUCAAACCACCAUCAAUUGUCAUGGAAACUGCUGCACAGAUGAAAAACAACAGUAAGCCCUUAAGUUUAACUUUUCUAACCAUUAAACAGACAGACAAAUUUUAUGUGUACAUGUACUUUGCUGAAGUUGAAAAGCUCCAAGCAAACCAGUUCAGACAGUUUAACAUAUCUCUGAAUGGACGACAUUGGUCUGGACCUCAUUCUCCUGCUUAUUUAGAAGCAACUACUGUCUAUAAAACAACACCAUUGACAGGCGACUCAGAAUACCAGUUUUUAAUAUACAAAGCCCAAAAUUCAUCACUUCCACCAAUCAUCAAUGCCAUUGAGGUAUACAAGCUCAAUGAACUCCCACAACUAGAAACAAACCAAGAUGAUGUUGAUGCCGUUAAAAAUAUCAAAUCAACAAAUCAAAUUAAGAGAAAUUGGCAAGGAGAUCCUUGUUCUCCUGAAGCUUACUUGUGGGAUGGUCUUAACUGCAGUUACAAUGGUUCACCUAGAAUAAUAUCCUUGAAUUUGUCCUCAAGUGGAUUGACAGGGAACAUAACACUUUACAUAUCAAAUCUGUCAAUGUUACAAAUCUUGGAUUUGUCCAACAAUAAUUUAGUGGGAGAAGUGCCUAGUUUUCUGUCCAAACUGCCACUCUUGAGGGUCCUAAAUUUGAAGAAAAACAAACUCAUAGGUUCAGUUCCAGUUGAACUCAUCCAAAGAUCAAAGAAUGGUUCUCUAAUACUGAGUGUUGGGGGAAAUCCAGAUCUUUGUUCAUCAAUUUCAUGUGACAAUAAAAACACGAAACUUGUUGCUUCAGUGGUUGCAUCUGUGGUUACAUCAUUCGUCCUCGUUACUGCCUUGGCCGUCUUCUGGUUUCUUAAAAGGCGAAAGCAACAAGUUGCGUUAGCAGGGAAAAUGGAUGGUGAAUUCAAUAGAACAAAUCCGGCAUUAGAGUCGAAGAAUCGACUGUUCACUUACGCUGAGGUCAGGAGGAUUACCGGCAACUUCGAGAGGAUUCUUGGCAGGGGAAAACAUGGAACUGUUUACCGUGGUUACUUAGAUGACACUCCUGUUGCUGUAAAAAUGCUCUCUUUAUUAUCCGUCCAAAGCUACAAGCACUUUCAGGAAGAGGUAAAUCUUCUUCUAGGACUUCACCACAGAAACCUGAUAAAUCUUGUUGGCUAUUGCAAUGAAGGUGGGCUUAUCUAUGAAUACAUGGCUAACGGAAGCCUAGAGGAACUUCUGUCAGACAGCAGCACUAAUUUCUUGAAUUGGGAGGGGAGACUGCGAGUAGCAUUGGAUGCUGCACAAGGACUAGCGUAUCUACAUAAUUAUUGUAAGCCCGCCAUAGUACAUGGAAAUGUGAAGUCCAGUAACAUCUUAAUAAAUGAUGAAUUUCAAGUCAAACUAGCAGAUUUUGGGUUAUCCAGGACCUUUCUAAAUGAUGAAGACGCCAACGUCUUAACCUCUGCUGCUGGGACACCAGGGGACCUCGAUCACGAGUAUUCAGAAUCAAAGAGAUUAAGCGAGAAAACUGAUGUCUAUAGCUUUGGGAUUGUUCUUCUGGAGAUGUUUACAGGCCAACCUGCUAUUUCAAGAACACCUAAGAAGGCUCAUAAUCAUAAAGAUCUAGUUGAACUAGUCGGUUCUAUGGUUGCAAAAGGAGACAUUGCAAAUAUCGUUGAUCCAAGAUUAAAAGGAGACUCUGGCAUUCAAUCUGUCAGGAAAGCUAUAAAGAUAGCAAUGGCUUGCAUAUCAGCAGCUGGCACUGGAAGGCUAACCGUCGAUGAAGUAGUGAUGGAAUUGAAUCAGUGUUUAGCAGUUGAGAUAGCAGAAAACAACAAGGGCCAAGAAAGUGAAGCAAAGGGUUCGAUUGAGAUGAUCACCGUGAAUUUGGAAACUGAUGAAUCUAUCCUUUUAGAAAGUUAUCAGUUUCACUCUAGGAAGUCAACUGGGUCAUGACUUAAUUCUUGAGAAGAAAGAAUAUCCGGAAAUUAGCAUAGUAAAU
Molecule: messenger RNA, 2818 nt
Organism: Durio zibethinus
Lineage: Eukaryota; Viridiplantae; Streptophyta; Magnoliopsida; Malvales; Malvaceae
Product: LRR receptor-like serine/threonine-protein kinase IOS1
Biological process (GO): protein phosphorylation
Molecular function (GO): ATP binding; protein binding; protein kinase activity
Source: RefSeq, a predicted model, not a curated record